CGCGGAGUGUUGUAGCCCGCAGAGGCGCGCGCGUGACCGAGCUCCGAGUUCACUCCAGAGGAAAACCGGUUGUGUUUGAGUGUAGAUCAGGAUGAGUGACCAGUUCAACUGUGAGAACUGUAACGAGUCUCUGUACGGGCGAAAGUACAUCCAGGUGGACGACGUCCCUCACUGUGUCCCCUGCUACGAUCGUCUCUACGCCAACGUCUGCCAGGGCUGCAAAGAGCUUAUCGGACACAACUCACGGGAGUUGUACUAUGAUGACCACCACUACCAUGAGGAGUGUUUCCGUUGCUCCCACUGCAGUCGCUCGCUUGCCAAUGAACCUUUCACCUGCCAGGACGAAGCCCUUCUGUGUAACGACUGCUACUGCAGCGAGUUCUCCUCCAAAUGUGUCGCCUGCAACAAGACCUUCAUGCCAGGAUCGAAGAAGUUGGAGUACGGUGGUUCUACCUGGCACGAGGAGUGUUUUGUGUGUUGUGUGUGUCAGCAGUCUUUGGGCUCGCAGUCUUUUAUCCCUGAUAAGGACCAGUAUUACUGCGUGCCCUGCUAUGAGGGACGCUUCGCCCCUCGCUGCAGUCACUGCAAACAGAUACUGGUGCAGGGCGGGGUGACAUACCAGGACGAGCCGUGGCACAGGGAGUGUUUCCUGUGCACAGGCUGUAAAAUGCAGUUGGCAGGUCAACCCUUCACCUCUCAGGGGGACAAACCUUACUGCGUCAAGUGCUUCAGCCGCCUGUACGCACAGAAAUGCACCGCCUGCAACAAAGCCAUCACAGGUUUUGGUGAUGGAAAGUACGUUUCCUUCGAGGACCACCAGUGGCAUCAGUCGUGCUUUAAGUGCUCCGGAUGCUCCGUCUCUCUGGUCGGAGCCGGAUUUUUCCCCAGCGGCUCAAAGAUCCUGUGUAAAGACUGUAACAACUAAAACACAGAUUGUGUGUGUGUGUGUGUGUGUGUGUGUGUGUGUGUGUGUGUGAACCUGAACAUUGAUUCAGGAUCAGGUGUUGGAGAUCCAGCCUGGUCAAACCUGACGUUUUUAUUUUAUCGGUUUUGUUUUUAAACGUUUUGACAUUCUAUAUAAACUAAUCUGUGUGUGUGUGUGUGUGUGUGUGUGUGUGUGUGUGUGUGUGUGUGUGUGUGUGUGUGUGUGUGUGUAAUCUGUUUAUUAUUUCAAAGCAGUGUUUAUUCUGAAGAAAUUAUUCACACUAUACCGUGUGCAGUGACUCCCCACACUUCCAUUUCUACACUUGAUUUGAGUUUUAUAAGAUUGAAUAUUGUUUGCACGUCCUUCAAUCGAGAUUUGGCACCAGAUUCCGAAAAAAGAUUUGAGGGUAUGAACCUGAUUCGGGGGGAGUGUCUGUGCUUGACUUAAGGAUGUCACAAAAAAAGCUAGACCAAUCCUGUGUGAUAUGCAAAUUACCAUAUAAGCAUUAUUUGAGACUCUGAGGAGCUCUGAAUAUAGAUUUAAACGAGCGAGUCAGAUACAGUGCUCCUACAGCAUAGAGUUAUAAGGGCCUUGCUCAAGGGCCCAACAGAGGCAAUGUGAGAGUGCUGGGGCCUAAAUCUGCUGAACUUCUGAUCAGGAAACCAAAAAAAUGUUUCUUAUAUUUUAGUAAAGUUUAUUGGGUUUAAACACAUUAUUAUUAUUAUUAUUAUUAUUAUUAUUAUUAUUAUUAUUAUUAUUAUAUACACAUUAUUUUUAAUGGUUUAGGAUGGCACACUGAGGACUCAAAUUACUUUUAGCCAUAAUAUAUAUACAGUAUAUACACACACACACACACACACACACACACACACAGAGGUAGUAAUUGACGUUUUUUUACGAUAGCUGUACAAAGUAAAUUGUUACGAUAUUAAAAUUUUCACGCACCAUUUAAAUUUUCACACAAUACUUUGGGACGUUGCCAGGAUGUUCGCAUCUCCUGCUUUGUGAGAUGCCAUAGAGUUCAGUUGUUUUGGUUUUAGAGCACAUAUUUUUUGUGUUAUUGGUGUUUUAAAGCCUAAUUUUAGAUCUUAUGUUACUCCAUUUUAUCGCUAUCACUCGACCCUGAAACUGAACGUGUCCGGUUCACGCAUACACGUGUAGUGUAAAGUUUAUACAUUACGGUAGUGUAAAUUACUUUUUACGGAUUACACUAUACUACUCCAUACUGAUCCUCAGACUCCUGGGUAGGCAAGGCCAUGUCUAGACAACAUUUUUUUAAGUUACGAUGUUGUCAUGGCAGAGCUCAACAGUGGCAGCUUGGAAGAUGUUUGGGCUCAAAACCCCCAACCUUCUGAUCAGUAAGUCAGAGCCUAACCACUGAGCUCCCACCUUAAAAAAAAAAAGCAUUGGCACAUAAAAUGUUUUGCUCACAGAUUAUAUUAUAAAUUGUUUUGUGUGUGUGUAUACUUUGUAUAAUCAAACGUAACAGAACAGUAAUAGCUACAUCAUAAUUUCCACACACACAAACACAUGCACACUCGUUAGUUACGGUGUGUUGAUCCGGAGCUCAACAACUCGUAUUUUCUCCAAUCAAAAACAAAUUGUUGUGGUUAAAUAGUUGAAGGUGUUGGUAGGCAACAAGGAAACAGGAGCACCAAAACACAAGCUAGCUAAAAUCUGAGGUAAAUGAUUUAGCCAGCUAGCACACUAUUAUUAUUAUUAUUACAGGGACAAGGUGAAUGGACUCGAAACUUGAUAAAUGACACAAAAUCAUCAGGAAUGUCAAUGUUUCUCCUCAGAGGUGAAUUUUCCACUAAAAUCCUUCUGUUAGCUAAAAUUAUCCUGUUGUUAUACUCAGCAUCCACAAGAUUCUGUGUAAAUAAUUAGUAGCAAUUCAAAGCCAAUGAAUCAUAAUGAUGACUCUUACAUAAACACUAGCUACAUUCAAAGACCACUCCACACACACACACACACACACACACACACUUGUUUUUGUUCUAGCCUUUUCCUAGCGUGAAGCUGCCAUGUCGUAUAUCAGCACAGCAAAAUGACAAAUGUAUUCCGCAUAUUUUCCUUAUCACAUUCCACAUCUAAUGAUUUCUACCUGAACAAAUGCACACGUUUUGCGUAACCUGCCUCAAGACGUCUCGACGGGCGUGAAGAACCGCAUUCCAGCAGCCGUUUAGCGUUUCGGUUAUAUUUCAGCAUGUAAAUUAGCCGUAAAAUGUUUUCAAGGUGCCACUGAAAUUCUCACAGUAGUUGCAAUAUAGACAUUAAUGUGUAAACUAAUGCUCACGUUACAAGUUUUCUCUCUUUUUAUUCCAUUUUAAAGGUUCACGUUCAUGUUCAUAUACACGUUUCAUUGUUCCAAUGGUAUACAAGAUACACUUUUUGGACAAAAAGUAUUGGGACACCUGACUUUUCCAGCCAUAUGUGCUUCUUCUGGUGGAAGAACACCAUUUGGAUGUUCUAGCAUGACAUUUUCCCCUCUCGGAGACAGAAACCCGUUCCACAUGACAAUGCCCCUGUGCACAAUGUAAACUCAGCAAGCUCUGACCUCAAACCUAUGGACAUCUGACCUCAUAAGAUUGGAAGAUUGAAUGAUUUUUGAACAUCUGUUUGCUUUUAUAAUAUCCUCCACUGUUCAAGGAAGAUGUUCCACUAGAUUUUGUGGAGAUUCAUUCAGCCACAAUGGAGUUAGUAAAGUCAGGUACUGAAUGUAGGUGAG
Messenger RNA from Silurus meridionalis, 3653 nucleotides. It is a transcript of the gene fhl3b, whose product is annotated as four and a half LIM domains 3b. The record is from RefSeq and is a predicted model, not a curated record. Lineage: Eukaryota; Metazoa; Chordata; Actinopteri; Siluriformes; Siluridae. Gene Ontology annotation, biological process: actin cytoskeleton organization. Gene Ontology annotation, cellular component: Z disc; nucleus; stress fiber. The coding region runs from base 92 to 925 and encodes 277 amino acids. Gene Ontology annotation, molecular function: transcription coregulator activity; actin binding. The transcript is spliced from 6 exons.